AUGGCCUGCCCAAUCAGCGUCAGCAAGUUUGUUGGCACUGUCUCUCUCGGUCUGCUUACAGGCCUCUCCUACUCUACAUCCGCGAUCACAAUUCCAGCUCUCCAGCUCCUCCCAACAGCUACUACCGCCGCUCGAUCCCUUAACGAGGUGAAGCGCCUAUCGCGCCGAUAUGCCCUGCGCCUAACUUUCCUGACCAACACUUGCUUCUGUUUCGCAUGGUGCCUCUCAUCCCCGCGCCGUAGACACCCAUACAUGGUCUGGCUCUGCGCGUUCUCCAUCGUCGGUGCCCACGGUGUGGACUUCUUGUUCAAUCGUCACCUCGGCUUCAAGAACUGGGCAUGCUCUAUGAUCCGCGACGUUUCCCCCAUGUGUCUGACCCGGGACUCCAACGCAAAGAAGGAUGAAGAUGUUGUCGUUGUCGAGGCCGAGGAUGAUUUGAACGGCGAGAUCUUCCAGCGCGAGAUGGACCGGGAGCGCCGGCUCCACCGAGCACGCACUUGGUUGUCCGGUAUUGCGCUUUCUAUUGGCAUUGUUGGCCUUUGGGGGGAUAAGAGAUAA
Molecule: messenger RNA, 558 nt
Organism: Penicillium paradoxum
Lineage: Eukaryota; Fungi; Ascomycota; Eurotiomycetes; Eurotiales; Aspergillaceae
Exons: 2
Coding region: 1-558 (185 amino acids)
Biological process (GO): autophagy of mitochondrion
Cellular component (GO): mitochondrion
Source: RefSeq, a predicted model, not a curated record